GUUUCUCGGGCAGGACUAGGAAAAAGAGUCAGUCCUAACGAGCCUAAAGGGGUCUCUCUGCCUCACCCCUUUUCCCCCCUCAAUCUUCAAGUCUAUUCUGCCCUAGCAAGCCUUCCUGCAGACGUUAUGAGGAGAAAUUUAGCGUAGGAGGGCAAGAAAGCAAUGCGCUAAGAAAUCCGUUAACACUCUCUGCGGCACCAAGGCCGCUGCUGGGAAACCCAAACGCCAGGGUAAAGGCAAAGCUGCUGCAGCAGCCGCGGUUGAAGCUCACAGUCCUUCUGCGGCUGCGCAAGUCGCCGCAGCCCCACUCUCUCACGCUACUCCAACAGCCGCCCAGCCGCUGUCAAACGCGGCACCAUCAUCGCCAUCACCUGCGGCGCAAUCCGUGGUGCCGCCUGCGUUCCUUGCUGCGGUCGGGUCCACACACCUGCAUGCGUUCGUGCCAACGCAAGUGAACAUUCCCGCACCCCAACUCCUGUCGAACCAAACCAAUGUGGGAACCGCAGUCGGAGCUGAGAAGGCCGCGCCGUACGUGCCAGGACCUAAGACCGCCACUGUGCUUGCGGUUGCUGCAGAUCCUGCUGCAGACGCAAUGGAUGUGCAAGCUGAUGCGGUGUACGAUGGUGUUGGCAUGGCCGUAGAGGGUGUCAACGAAAUUGACGCUGACGCGCAGUCCGACGACGACGAGGAGGGCUCCGAGGACGCGGACAAGGAGAGCGACGCCAUGGACGCCAAGACGCAGCACGCGGAGGUCGCGGAGGCCGAGAAGCGAGCGGCAGUGGCACAUGCCGAGGCGGUUUGAGCAGCGGCGUAGGCCGAGGCGCGGGUGGCACUCGCACAUUUCUCGGCACAGGCGGGAGCCGCGCGGGCGACGGAAUUUGCGCAGGGGAACGCCAUGGAUGGAGGCACCUCCGAAGAACUGCUUCGCCGGCAGCGCUCCCAGCCUACCACUAUAGGGCGACGCGGACUCUCAAGGCUCAGCUGCAGGACUCACAGAACGCGGUGCAGGCGGUUUUUACUCAGCUGAAGGAGGCACAAGGCGCCCUGACGCAGGCUGAAGGGGAAGGCGACCGCAUGCGUCACGAGCUCGCGGAAUUACAGGCGCGGCUCGAAGCGGCUCUGGCAUGUCCACCGAGUGGCCGGGUGCGGGAUCUUGACGAUCCGACCGUGGACAUAUCGCUCAUCACCACCGACCCGCUCACUAAGGAGCUCAAGCUCCCCUCCUGCCUGCUCGUCGACGACGAGUACAAUGAAGUGGUGGACAAUUGCUUCUCCUGGCACAUCAUCCGCGGAAAUGGCAAGGAUAUUGAGUUCUACCCCACCCAUGUCGUGCUGCCACGGCGGCCUUUAUGCUCUGCCGUGGCAGCCCCGACGCGCUGCCGUGGCAUCGACGCCACGCCGUGGCGGCGUCGUCGUGCUGCCGUGGCGGCGUCAACGCGCCAGCGCACGGACGGCAGCGGCCAGCACCCGGUUUUAGCGCCGUCGAGCUCGCCCGCAUGCCAGUAAGCGCCGCGCCAGCCAUGGUGCCUCGCUGAAGAUUCGCCCCCCCCCUUCCCCUCCUCUGCCUUUCCCCUCCUCCAUCGCAAAAAGUGUCACGUUCGCAAAACGUUUACGCCAUUUUGGGCGAUGCACAAAGUUGGAGAUCAUCCGCAAAGUGUUCGCCAAGUAUUUGUUAAUCGUUUCGAUUCAUGUGAACGGUUUGCGAGUGUUGCGCGGUUGAGAUGUUUUGCGGAUGCAUUGUUGUGGAAAGGUUACAAAAUACUGCAUUGUUGUAUUUGCGUAACUUAAAGGCUCAUUAAAGUGU
Molecule: messenger RNA, 1804 nt
Organism: Closterium sp. NIES-67
Lineage: Eukaryota; Viridiplantae; Streptophyta; Zygnematophyceae; Desmidiales; Closteriaceae
Source: the annotation of a GenBank genome assembly